AUGCCAGAGCCUGUCACGGCUCUAUGUCUCCCUGCACUGCGUCAGGUUAUGCCAGAUCUUCCUGCUGAUUUAGAGCAACUUUUGGGAGCUGUUGCACGAGCCUCAAAACGCAUAGCAGACACCCUACGGACAGGAGACGCUCACACGAAAAGCGGCAUUGAAAACACAUUCGGAGACGAACAGCUGCACCUGGACGUGGUCACAAACGAGAUUGUUUUCGAGGAGCUCCGAGCGUGUGGGUUGGUGCACAUUGCCAGCAGCGAGGAGACCCCGACAGAGGAAGACCUGGGGGCACCUAAAGCUGCCCCCGGGGAAGGCUUCUCCGUGUCUUUUGAUCCCUUGGACGGAAGCAGCAUCAUCGACACGAAUUUUUCAGUGGGUUCCAUAUUCGGCGUCUGGCCGGGAAGGGGCCUCUUGGGACGCACGGGGAGGGAGCAGGUCUCGUCAAUCCUGACCGUGUACGGGCCGCGGGUAACGCUGGUCAUCGCUUUACCCCAAGCUGCCGCCGGCCCACGUACUGUCCAGCUCAUGCUGCAGCAUGACAGCACAUGGGAGAUGAUCCACGAGAACUUGCGGGUGGCGCCGGCGGGGAAAAUCUUUGCGCCUGGGAACUUGCGGGCCACCGCGGACAAUGCAGCCUACAAGCAGCUUGUUGAUUUCUGGAUCGCAGAACGUUACACCUUGCGAUAUACGGGGGGAUUGGUUCCCGACGUGUACCAUGUCCUCAUUAAAGGCAAAGGGGUUGUGACAAACGUUGUCUCGGCGGCUGCGAAGGCCAAGCUUCGCCUACUGUACGAGGCGGCACCCAUUGCCUUGGUUAUGGAGUGUGCAGGCGCCGCUUCUUGCACAGCGCCCGGGCCCAAUGGGGAGCACCCGGAGCCCAUCUCGAUAUUGGACUUACCCAUUAUGGGUCUAGAAUUCAAGUGUGGAGUGGCCUAUGGUGGGGUGGAGGAGGUAGCGAUCUUUAAGAAACUGAUGUAUCCGGGAUCAUAA
This is a messenger RNA of Nannochloropsis gaditana CCMP526, 993 nucleotides long. RefSeq names its product sedoheptulose-bisphosphatase. The record is from RefSeq and is a predicted model, not a curated record. Gene Ontology annotation, cellular component: cytoplasm. Bases 1 to 993 code for a protein of 330 amino acids. Gene Ontology annotation, molecular function: fructose 1,6-bisphosphate 1-phosphatase activity. The transcript has a single exon. Gene Ontology annotation, biological process: fructose 6-phosphate metabolic process; sucrose biosynthetic process; gluconeogenesis.